This is a messenger RNA of Hemicordylus capensis (graceful crag lizard), 624 nucleotides long. RefSeq lists its product as uncharacterized. The record is from RefSeq and is a predicted model, not a curated record. The transcript is spliced from 2 exons. Lineage: Eukaryota; Metazoa; Chordata; Lepidosauria; Squamata; Cordylidae. Bases 1 to 624 code for a protein of 207 amino acids.
AUGUUCUUGAGUGUACAGGAAAUGGCAUUCGUUCCCUGCCUAUGGACAGUAAUGGGCUGGAUGAGGGAUAACAAAUUGAAGCUGAAUCCAAGCAAGACGGAGGUGCUCAUUGUGGAGGAUCGGAAUUUGAGGGAUGAGUUAGAUCUUCCUGUGCUGGAUGGGGUUACAUUCCCCCAGAAGGAACAGGUACACAGCUUGGGAAUGCUCUUAAAUCCAGGCCUCACCCUGGUAUCUCAGGUGGAGGCUAUGGUCAGGAGUGCUCUUCGCGGUGGAACUCUCCGCCUGGCUUCCCACAGCGACGGCGGCACUCUCGGCCCGGCCACCCAGCCGCCCAUGGCGCCGGCGGCACUCUUGGGCCCGGCCGCCCGCCCGCGGUGCCAGCAGCACUCUUCGCGGCGGAACUCUCCGCCCGGCUGCCCACAGCGACGGCGGCACUCUCGGCCCAACCACCCAGCCGCCCGCGGUGCCGGCGGCACUCUCGGGCCCGGCCGCCCACCCGCCCACGGCGGCGGCACUCUUCUUGCACCCGUGAAGGCAACGGGCCUAAUGACAAUGUGGGAGGGAACCGGGCAGCGGGACUUUCCUGUUCACCGCACGGGAGGAGGAGCGGCGGCGGCCUGGUAA